CAACCAACGAAUUUGACAUCAGUUAAAUUUUUCUUCACAACAGUAAAACAACUACUAAACAAUCAAAAUGUUCAAAUACUUCGCUCUCGUUUUCGUCGCUCUCUUCGCCUGCACCGCUGCCGAGCCUAAACCCGCUCUGGUAGCAGCGCCAUUCGCCUACUCAGCUCCUCUGGUCUCCUCUCCCUACACCGCUGCCUAUGCUGCCCCAUAUGCCGCUUACGCCGCCGCUCCCUAUGCCGCCUACGCUUCACCUUACGCUUCACCCUACGCCGCCUACUCCGCUUACCCAUACAGCGGCGCCUAUGUGCUCCGCAAGUAAACGGAAUGUAGCGGAUUUUAUAUUUUAUUGACAAUGAAAAGGAUACAAUUUUACUGAUCCCACAAUAGCAAAAAAAUAAAACCAAAGUUUGAACAGAA
This is a messenger RNA of Bactrocera oleae (olive fruit fly), 417 nucleotides long. The record is from RefSeq and is a predicted model, not a curated record. NCBI's taxonomy places the organism in Eukaryota, Metazoa, Arthropoda, Insecta, Diptera, Tephritidae.